Lizanozyma spartinae is the source of this 753-nucleotide messenger RNA. It is a transcript of the gene NAG1, whose product is annotated as Nag1p. Gene Ontology annotation, biological process: N-acetylglucosamine catabolic process; D-glucosamine catabolic process; N-acetylneuraminate catabolic process. The transcript has a single exon. Lineage: Eukaryota; Fungi; Ascomycota; Pichiomycetes; Serinales; Debaryomycetaceae. The record is from RefSeq and is a predicted model, not a curated record. Bases 1 to 753 code for a protein of 250 amino acids. Gene Ontology annotation, molecular function: identical protein binding; glucosamine-6-phosphate deaminase activity. Gene Ontology annotation, cellular component: cytoplasm.
AUGCAACAAGCUAUCUUCACUACUAAAGAACAAGCACUGAAAUUCGUGGCUCAAGUCGUAGUGCAACGUAUUAAUGACUUUCAAGCUUCAACGUCCAAACCAUUUGUUUUAGGGCUUCCUACUGGCUCUUCACCUGAAGGGGUCUAUGCUGAAUUGGUUCAAUUGUACAAAGCAGGCAAGGUCUCCUUUAAGAACGUGGUAACUUUCAAUAUGGAUGAAUAUUUGGGUCUUCCUCCUCAAGAUUCUCGUAGUUAUCAUUACUUUAUGUUUGAUAAGUUGUUCAAUCAUGUCGAUAUUCCAAGAGAAAAUAUCAACAUUUUAAAUGGGUUGGCCAAAGACCCCGAAGCCGAAUGUGCUGCCUAUGAAGCCAAAAUAAGCAAAUAUGGUCGUAUUAACUUAUUUCUUGGAGGUGUUGGUCCUGAAGGUCAUUUAGCAUUUAAUGAAGCUGGUUCUACAAGAGAAAGUCGUACUAGAGUUGUUGAUUUGGUACCUUCAACCAUUGAAGCCAAUGCCAGAUUCUUUGAUAACGACAAGAGUAAAGUUCCAACCAAAGCAUUAUCUGUUGGUAUUUCAACCAUCUUGGACAAUUCAGAGGAGAUUAUCAUUCUUGUUUUUGGUAAGAAUAAGCAAAAGGCUCUUUCUUGGACUCUUUCCUCAAAAAAUAACUCACAAGUACCUUCUACUUAUUUAGCAGAUCAUUCUAAUGUUUUACUUGUAAGUGACUUGAGUGCUCAUUCUCAAUCAAAGUUAUAG